AUGGCUAAGAAACAUAAACUCACAUCCCAACAACGUAAAGAGAUCCGUAAAAGGGAAGAACAAGCUUUAAAAGAUCUUGAACAACGUAUCCAAGAUUAUGAUCCAAAAUUAAAUAAAAUUUCACAAUUUAAAGAUUUACCAAUAAGUAACAAUACUUUAAGUGGGUUAACUGAAUCAAGUUUUGUUUCAUUGACUGAUAUUCAAAAGGAAUCUAUACCCUCUGCCCUUAAAGGUGAUGAUAUUCUUGGUGCUGCAAGAACAGGUUCUGGUAAAACUUUAGCAUUUUUAAUUCCAGUUAUUGAAAAAUUAUAUAGAGCUAAAUGGACAGAAUUAGAUGGAUUAGGUGCUUUAAUCAUUUCACCUACAAGAGAAUUAGCUAUUCAAAUUUAUGAAGUUCUUGUUAAGAUUGGUAGACAUAAUUCAUUUUCUGCUGGGUUAGUUAUUGGUGGUAAAGAUGUUAAAUUUGAAAUGGAAAGAUUAUCCAAGAUUAAUAUCUUGAUUGGUACACCUGGUAGAAUCUUACAACAUUUAGAUCAAACUGUUGGUAUGGAUACAAAUAAUUUACAAAUGUUAGUCUUAGAUGAAGCUGAUAGAAUUUUGGAUAUGGGGUUUAAGAAAACUUUAGAUGAUAUUGUAUCAAAUUUACCACCAACAAGACAAACUUUAUUAUUCAGUGCAACUCAAUCAAAAUCAAUUUCUGAUUUAGCAAGAUUAUCAUUAACAAAUCCUAAAUACAUUGGUGUUAAAGAAACUGAUGAUCAAAUUGCUACACCAGAAUCUUUACAACAAUCUUAUAUUACAGUUAAUUUAGAAGAAAAAUUAGACACACUAUUCAGUUUUAUCAAGACACAUUUAAAAGCUAAGAUUCUUGUUUUUUUAUCAACUUCCAAACAAGUUCAUUAUGUUUAUGAAACUUUUAGAACAAUGCAACCAGGUGUUUCAUUAAUGCAAUUACAUGGUAGACAAAAACAAACUGCAAGAACUGAAACUGUUUAUAAAUUUUCCAAAGCUCAACAUGUUUGUCUUUUCGCAACAGAUGUUGUUGCUAGAGGUAUUGAUUUCCCUUCAAUUGAUUGGGUUAUUCAAGUUGAUGCACCAGAAGAUGCAGAUACUUAUAUUCAUAGAGUUGGUAGAGCUGCAAGAUUUGGUAAAACUGGGAAAUCUUUAUUAAUGGUUACACCAUCAGAAGAAGAAGGUAUGUUGAAAAGAUUAGAAUCCAAAAAAAUCAUACCAAAUAAAUUAAAUAUAAAACAGGCCAAGAAAAGAUCAAUAAGAUCUCAAAUGCAAGCUUUAUGUUUUAAAGAUCCAGAAUUGAAAUAUUUGGGACAAAAAGCAUUCAUAUCAUAUGUUAAAUCUAUUUAUAUACAGAAGGAUAAAGAUGUUUUCAAACCUGAAGAAUUACCAGUUGAAGAAUAUGCUAAAUCAUUAGGUUUACCAGGUGCACCAAAAAUUAAGAUAAAAGGUGGUACAAAGAAUAAAGAAUUGAAAAAUGCAUCAAGACAAUUAUUAGCUCUGUCUAAGGCAAAUGAAGAUGGUGAAUUUGAUGAAGAAGAAGCUAAGAAAGUUCGUACCAAAUAUGAUCGUAUGUUUGAACGUAAGAAUCAAAAUGUUCUUUCUGAACAUUAUUUGAAUAUUACAAAUGAAGUUAAUAAGCAUGGUAAAGGAGGUGAUGAACAAGAUGAUGGUGAAGACGAUGAUGAAGAUGAUUUCAUUGCUGUUAAGAGAACUGAUCAUGAUAUAAAUGAAGAAGAUUUACCAGAUUUAAUUGCACCAGAAUCUAAGAGAGCUGCAAAGAGAGCAUUAUCUAAGAAACAAUCAAUAAAUGAAAAAGGUAAUCCAACAAAAUUGAAAUUUGAUGAUGAUGGUGUUGCUCAUCAAUUAUAUGAAUUUGAAGAUGAAGAAGAUUUCCAAAAAAUUAGAAAAAAACGUAAAAGACAAGAAGCCGAAAGAAGAGCUAUGGAAGAAGAUUAUUCAUCAGAUGAAGAAUCUGGUGAACCUGUUGUGUAUUUGGGUGCUCCAAGUGGUGAUAUUGAUCAAGAUUACGGUAUGGGUGAUGAUGAUGAUGAUCAAAGUUCUGAUGAAGAUUCUGAUGAUCAACCACCAUCUAAGAAGGCUAAAUGGUUUGAAAACGAUAAAGUUGGUGGCCGUGAACGUGACGAUGAACCACAAAUUUUGGAAUUGGAACAACCUGAAACUAUUGAAGAUUUAGAAGCAUUAACUUCAAGAUUGAUUUCUCAAUAG
Messenger RNA from Hansenula ciferrii, 2241 nucleotides. RefSeq names its product RNA-dependent ATPase HCA4 (gene HCA4). Gene Ontology annotation, cellular component: nucleus. The transcript has 2 exons. Gene Ontology annotation, biological process: rRNA processing. Bases 1 to 2241 code for a protein of 746 amino acids. NCBI's taxonomy places the organism in Eukaryota, Fungi, Ascomycota, Saccharomycetes, Phaffomycetales, Wickerhamomycetaceae. Gene Ontology annotation, molecular function: ATP binding; nucleic acid binding; RNA helicase activity. The record is from RefSeq and is a predicted model, not a curated record.